AUGGCCAAGCACGACUAUCCGUACAAGAAGAGCGUUAACGUCACCGCUUGGAUCUUACAGAUCUUGGUGUGCUUAGUGCUCCUAGCUGCGUCGGCGUGGUUUUUAUGGAUUUCAGAGCAGCAAAAUCUUGACGAGAUCUUGGGUGAUUAUAAUGGAAUUUUCACUGCCUCCGCCGGCCUUCAAAUCGGCAUUACCGGCCUUAAUAUCGUCAUGAACAUAGUCGAGAUUAUCCUAAUCUCCAAGAAGCGAAUGCCGCCAGCGUUAUUCCUUACGAGCACCUGCAUCAAGACCGCAAUCUGGGGUAUCAUCUUCAUACUGAACGUGAUCGCACGCUCUGCUCUCUCCAUUAUCCUGACUAUAGUCCUAUUUGCGACAUCUUUAAUCCAACUUAUCCACGCAUCAAUCAUCGUCCACCGCAAGCGACGCGGGACCCUAACGCGGGGAAAAUACGCACCCGCUAUUAACCCGCAGGGCUUCGAGGAGGGCGUAUAUGCCCAGCCGACGCCGGGGUACUACUACCCACCCCCCACCAACACCGAAUACAAAUCGCCCGCUGCGACACCUCCGCCGCCCCAGUAUGGAAACCCGGCAGGAGAUGUCUACGCACCGCAGAUACCCCCGGGCUCCUACGAGCUCGAUAGCCGAGGCCGAAACCAUUAA
Molecule: messenger RNA, 660 nt
Organism: Daldinia childiae
Lineage: Eukaryota; Fungi; Ascomycota; Sordariomycetes; Xylariales; Hypoxylaceae
Product: putative cys met metabolism pyridoxal phosphate-dependent enzyme protein
Exons: 3
Coding region: 1-660 (219 amino acids)
Source: RefSeq, a predicted model, not a curated record